This is a messenger RNA of Camelina sativa (false flax), 354 nucleotides long. The record is from RefSeq and is a predicted model, not a curated record. NCBI's taxonomy places the organism in Eukaryota, Viridiplantae, Streptophyta, Magnoliopsida, Brassicales, Brassicaceae.
AUGGAGAACAAAAGAAUGGCUAUGUUAGUGGUGAUGAUGUUGGUGAUGGAGAACAUGCUGAUCGAGACAGAGGCUGUUUUGUAUUUCCCAGUAUGUUACGCAGGUUGUCUUGCGGGGUGUGGUGUUUUAUCCUUCGGUUUAAAAAAAUUACUAUGUCCUAUUAUGUGUGUCAAGGACUGUAAACGUCGUACACUUUCUGUCAAGGCAAAAUCAAAAACUGAUUACUACUGCAACCUCGGAUGUGCUACCGAUCGUUGUGCUUCAUCCUCAUCAAUCGACGACAAAGAUCAUGUGCAGAAAGUUUCAGUAUGCGUGGAUUCAUGUUCAGAGACGUGCUCCCACAAGAACUUUUGA